AAAUGCUACAAUUUGAUUAAGAGAAACCAAUAGGAAAUUUAUAUAAAAUUACUAAUAAGCUUGGAAGUGGAUCAUUUGGUGAAGUAUUCAAAGGAUUCAACAUGGAAACUAAUGAAAUUGUAGCUAUAAAAUUGGUAAAAUUUGAAUUUGAUUUACCUUAUUUUAGGAAAGUUAAGAGGCUCAAAUGCCACAAAUUAAACAUGAGUUUUAAAUAUUAUCUGCAAUUUAAGGAAAUGGUAUAUUAUAUUAUAUUUUUUAAGGUAUUCCUAAAGUACAUUGGUUUGGGUAAUGGGAAGAUAAAACUGUGAUGGUUAUGGAAUUAUUGGGCUACAAUUUAGAGUAACUCUUCAAUUUAGUGAACAGAAGAUUCGAAUUAAAGACCAUGUUAAUGCUUAUAGAUUAAAUGGUAUACUAAUGAAAAAGAUCAAUUAGUUUUUA
Molecule: messenger RNA, 438 nt
Organism: Paramecium primaurelia
Lineage: Eukaryota; Ciliophora; Oligohymenophorea; Peniculida; Parameciidae
Source: the annotation of a GenBank genome assembly